AAAAGCAGCAGCUAAACCAGCCAAAAUACGAAAACCACAAAAAAACAACAACAACAAACUAUUUGACGAAUGCAAAGUUUUCAUUGGAAAAUAUUUUCACUUUUCAGUGGAGUAACGGCCACAGUUGAAAACGGACGUAUCGAUUCGAAACACAAGUACGUGCACGUUGAAAGCGCCCAAAUAAAAUUGUAUUUUAUUAUUAUUUUUUGGCAUUACCUUGAAACUGGGUGAAAAUAUAUACUAAGUGGCUACUAAAUUGAAAAAAAAAUGAAAAAAUUUUCCCAAUUCGAAAAAUUGAAGUAAAAUAUGAAAAUAUUCAUUUAAAAAAUACAAGAAAUUCUAAGAAAAUUGUUUAAAAAUAAUGUAAAAUAAUUAUAAUAACGAAAAAUAUUAUAAAUAAAUAAAAAAAUUAAAUAAUACACAAGUAGAAGAUGAAAAUAAGAAAUCUUCAAUGAAAUUGAUGUUAAAAUUAACUUAGAUCAAUUCGAUUCAAUUUAAUUAAAUCUAGUCGUUAUAAAUUAAAAAAAAAUUGCAAUUUAAGGUGAAUGAAUGAAUAUAAAGUGAUGAAAUAAUUUUUGUGUGAAAAUUGUGAAUAAAAAUAAAAGAAGAAAAGUUUCGUAUUUUAAAAAGAAAAGAAAUCAAAUGUAAAAAAAGAAAUCUUUAAAAAUAAAGCAUUUCACAAAAUUUGUAUUGGAAACAAAGUAAAACAAAUUACACACAGUGUUUUCUGAAUCAAUAUUCUACAAAUUGAUUUUAGCAACAACAAAUUUUAAACCGAAACUAAUCUCUUCAACGGAAUUAUACUGUGAAAGCUUAAUAAUAAACAAAUGGUAAAGGAAAACAAGUUCUUAUAAAAAAAAAUUAAAAUUAAAAACCAUAUUCUCAUAAAAAUAUUCUUGUUGAUAACGUUAAAAGUGAUAAAUUAUUAUACGUUCUUAAGCUAAAUAUUACUUCUAAUACUACUACUACUAUUUACUCCACUCUGCUCCUUUGAUCCGCUCGCUUAAUCAACAUAAUUAAAUAAAUAAAAAAAUAAAGGCAUCCUUGUAAAAUCAACUUAAAAUAGUUCUAAAUAAUUAAAAAGCUUUUAUGCCAAAAAAAAAAAUAGUCAAGUUAAAUAUUUAAACAUAAUUAAACAACUUAUAAACAAAAUAAAGAUAUAAAUAAAUUAAAAUAAUAAAUAAAUUUAAUUAAUAUAACUAAAAUUAAUAAUAAUAAUAACUAGCAAAAAAAUUAAUCAUUUCUACGUAAAAACAACAACAAAAUAUAUAAAUAAUACUCGUACAUAUUUAUUCAUUUGGCUGCUCAAAUUCAAUGUUCAUCACUAAAAAAUAGUGCAUAUUUGUAGAAUCUGUCCAUCAGUUUGUUGUGCGUGAAAUCAACCGAAAUUUUGAUUGUGACCAAUUUCAUCAUUUCCAUACAGAGGAUAUAAAUUUUAAAUAAAUACAAUUUUUGGCUGCCACAAAUAUAAGUAAUAAUUAAUACAUCCUCCCUCAUUCAUACUUACAUACAUGUAUAUAUUUACUUACAUACAUACAUAAACAAGUAUAUAGUAGAUAAGAUCAGUUGUAAAAAAAUAAAUUCUAAAUACAUUUAACGAUCUAUCAAUAGAAUAAAAUAUAUUUUGUUGCACCUCUCAAAAGAAGAAGAAAUUCAACAAAGAAAAAUCUGUGAUUUAAGAUAAAAAGACAACAACAGUAACAACAACAACAAAAAACAACUACAAUUUUUCAACAAAUCUCCUAGAAUAUCGAAAAUAAAUUUCAAUUGUUCAGUUUCUUUAAAUGAAUUAAUGGUUGGUGUUAACAAAGAAAAGGAUCAAUAGAUGAAAUGUAGCGCAGUUCUAUGGUCGGCGAACGUGAUAGAGACCGUGAAACGGUACGCUGGGAAACAGGUGCAUCAACACCACCGACCCAAUACAAUAAUGGAGUAUUACAAAUGGUGGGACAAUUGCAUGGUGGACAGGCUACAAGCCAACAACAACAGCAGCAACAACAACAAACAAUACAACAACGUGAUUCUCAACAACAACAACAACUACAGCAGCAGCAACAACCGCCACAACAAAUCAUACAAAAACAAAAGCAACUACAGCAGCAGCAGCAGGAAUUUAGCUAUCAGCAACAAACCAACAACUGGAUCGAUAACGAAACUCUUGGACGCAACAGUGCAACAUCAACUACAACAACGGCCAACAUCGGAGACGGCUGUGAUAAUCAACCCUACUACGACACCAGCGGUAAUGUCGAUUGGGGCCGGGCGAUGGGAACCGGUGGAACUGGUGCAUACAUUGGCGGCGAUGGAUCUAUCCCAACAGUUGGCAGUAUUGCUUAUAACGCUAGUCAAAGUGCUGCAGCCACGCGAGGUGCCAGCAUCAAUACCAGCUCCAUUGCUGGUGGCAACAUGGAUUAUAUUGAUGGUAGCAGCAUUGCUGGCGCAUCCGCCACAACUACGCACACUGCUGGCGGUAUGGCGGGCGGCAGUACGACGAGCGCUGUCGGCUGGUCGAACGAUGUCACACUGGUUGGUGUGCCCGGCAGCACGGCCAUUACGACCACCACUUCUGGUUCGGGCACUGGCAAAGAAGUUCGCUACGCUCCAUUCCCCAUCACCUCACCCACACAUUCGAAUCCCACUACUUCCCAACUGCACCAGGGCGCCAUCAAUGCUGGCGCCCUCCAACGGACACAUUCCAGAUCAAUGUCCUCCAUCCCGCCGCCAGAACCUUUUAUGAUAGCACAGUCGAAGCAAAUGAACAGUCGCGUAUCCAUCAAUGUGGGCGGUGUCAAGCACGAAGUCCUCUGGCGCACCCUCGAACGUCUGCCCCACACACGCCUCGGCCGCCUACACGAGUGCACGACCCAUGAGGCCAUCAUAGAGUUGUGCGACGACUAUUCGCUGGUCGACAACGAGUACUUCUUCGAUCGCCAUCCCAAAAGUUUUAGUUCCAUUUUAAAUUUCUAUCGUACGGGUAAAUUGCACAUUGUCGACGAGAUGUGUGUGCUGGCCUUCAGCGAUGAUCUCGAAUAUUGGGGCGUCGAUGAGCUCUACCUGGAGUCGUGUUGCCAGCACAAAUACCAUCAGCGCAAAGAGAACGUGCACGAAGAAAUGCGCAAAGAAGCCGAAUCCCUACGACAAAGAGACGAAGAAGAAUUUGGUGAAGGUAAAUGUGCCGAAUAUCAGAAAUACUUGUGGGAAUUGCUAGAAAAACCGAACACAAGUUUUGCAGCCAGGGUUAUCGCUGUGAUAUCCAUACUAUUUAUAGUCCUGUCUACCAUAGCCCUGACGUUGAACACCCUACCACAGUUACAACAUUAUGACGUUGAUACGGGUACACCGACAGAUAAUCCACAAUUGGCUAUGGUUGAGGCCGUUUGUAUAUCGUGGUUUACGCUAGAGUAUAUACUUAGGUUUAGUGCGUCGCCAGACAAGUGGAAGUUUUUUAAAGGCGGCUUAAAUAUAAUCGAUCUAUUGGCAAUACUCCCCUAUUUUGUUUCCCUGUUUUUGUUGGAGACAAACAAGAAUGCUACGGACCAGUUCCAGGAUGUGCGCCGGGUGGUGCAAGUUUUUCGCAUCAUGCGCAUCCUGCGAAUCCUUAAGCUGGCCCGUCACUCAACGGGCCUGCAGUCGUUAGGCUUUACCCUACGCAAUUCAUAUAAGGAACUCGGUCUACUAAUGCUGUUCCUGGCUAUGGGCGUUCUCAUAUUUUCUUCGCUGGCAUAUUUUGCCGAAAAGGAUGAAAAGGAUACAAAAUUCGUUUCAAUACCGGAAACAUUUUGGUGGGCGGGUAUUACAAUGACAACUGUUGGCUACGGGGACAUCUAUCCCACUACUGCACUGGGAAAGGUUAUUGGUACUGUGUGUUGCAUAUGCGGUGUUCUGGUAAUCGCUUUGCCUAUUCCCAUCAUAGUUAACAAUUUCGCUGAAUUUUAUAAGAAUCAGAUGAGACGCGAGAAGGCGCUCAAACGGCGUGAGGCGCUCGAUCGUGCCAAACGUGAGGGUAGCAUUGUUUCUUUCCAUCAUAUCAAUCUGAAAGAUGCCUUUGCCAAAUCCAUGGAUCUCAUCGAUGUCAUUGUUGAUACAGAAAAGCGCGAAAGUCGCAAUAGAUCCAUAAACAAUUGGCAACGUUUAACAAAAGCCCUACGACGAUCGUUACCCACAGGGCACAAUCUCUCACAGACGGAUGGGAAUAGCACGGAAGGCGACUCGACCAGUGGACGAAACCCGGCUACAACAGGAAUUGGUUGCUAUAAGAACUAUGAUCAUGUCUCCAAUCUUAGAAACUCGAAUGUUCCACAUCAUCGUUCCUCAUCUGUACCUGAUCAUCAUGAUGCAGUCCCACCAUACUCUUUUGAAAAUCCCAAUGCUCGUCAAACCUCUAUGAUGGCCAUGGAAAGUUACAAGCGUGAACAGCAGGCGUUGCAACAGCAGCAACAACAACAAUUGUUGCAAACAGCAUCACCAGCAUUAACAUUGCCCUCAAAUGUAGUUACUACAAAUGCUCCAAGUUCAGCGGCCUUAUUACCAGCUCCACCACAAGCAUCUGCCCUCGGAUCAGAUGAUGCUGCCGCCAAUACCUCACAGGCUGGUGAUGACAAUGGUCUACCAUCUAUUAUACCCGUCCAAAUGAUGAUUAAGCCAGGGGAAGUGGCAGAGUUGCGUCGCCAGGUGGCGCUUGAAAAUUUGCAAAAUCAACGCAUGGAUAAUUAUGAUCAAGAUGUACCUGUGGAAUUUGAAUGCUGUUUUUGCACAUCAAAGGACUUCAAGGAAUUCACGGAUGCCGAAGGUGUUAUCUCACUUCCCACAUCGGACUUCCAUAAACCGAUUUGUUACGAAAUGCGACAAGCUGCAAAUCGUGAUCUACAACAAACCCUUCCAUAUGGCCUAUUGACAACAGCGGCGGCAGGACCGCUUACAAGCUCCACAGCUAUACCGUCUGCACUUCAAGUGUCCAGCCAAAUGCAACAGCAGCAGCAGCAGCAACAACAUCUCUUGGCUGGAAUACUGUCAGCCACGACGGGUACAACACAGUCUGAAUUGUUAUAUUCUGCCGGCAGCGGAGGUAUCAUUCGAGCUCCAAUGCCAUACACUGCCACUGGCGCUGCGCCAAUAUCACAAUCAUCCUCGACCUCAUCGUCUUACGGUACCACAACAUCGACAACAAUAGCGCUGCCAUUAGAUACGCCUCUGAGAUAUCCACCAUACAUAACCAGCAGCAGUAUCAGUUCCACUGUCAACAACUUUAAUCACAACUACAAUAACAACUUCAAUACAACAUCUCUGGGAACUUGCCAUCCGCUGUCAAUGAGCACAAGCCAACAAGGUGUACUACCAACACUGGGGAACAAUUACAGCAACAAUAAUUUGAAUAAUUUGAAUUUUAAUAACAACAAUGCCGAUCUGGCGAGCGUAGACAGUUCGGAUACGUAUGCCAGUUGUCAAACCCACCCAUUUUUGUCGCAAGGCGAUCUAACGUCCGACUUUAACGACGAGGUGUGUGCCUUAGACAUAGACAUGGACAAUUUGUACAUAAAUCCGCUGGAAAAAGAUUCGGCCGGCAAUACAACAACCGGCUAUAUGGUCGGUCUACCGCCCACCCCCUCCUCUGGCCAAAUACGAGCUCACGUUAAGAAGAGUGCCUCGGGCGAUACGGCUUUGCGAAAUUUGGCAGCCGGCGGUCUAAGUCCCAUGGAUGAUGUUUAUCAAAGUGCAUUCGACGCCCACGAUCGUGGCAGCCAUAUAAGUCUUAACGAGAAUCCAGUGCCAAAACAUCGUAAAACACGAUUCCAGCAAAGCUUCACCGUCGCAUUGCCGCCACAUUCCGUUAGUGCAAUUGGUCAGUCCGCCGCGAAACCACGAGCUCGUUUCGAAGACUCGAAGCUUUCACACGAAAACUUGGGAAGCGAAAGCAGUCCAGCGAGUAGUACUGGCAAAAAGAAACGUUCAUCGUUUAUGCCCGGUAAAAGUUUAGCCACUGCCACUAAAUUAAUAAAUCAGCACCUGUUUGGUAUACAAAAUGUUGGACCCAAAGCCAAAUUUGAAAGUAAACAUUCCUCAUCGAUAGACUCAAUAGAUGCAUCGCCCAAUUUGGAACAUCAUCGACGUUCCAAGUCGAUAUUGAAAAAUAAAUCGGAUGUGUCGCGUGUUCUGGCAGAUCCUGAAAGCGAACGUCUGCUAGCGGACAAUAUGUCUGGUUCUGGCGUCUCAGACAAUGGCACUGUCAUGGGCGAAUCUGGCAGUGAUUACUCACCGAAUAAAUUACCUCAUUCUGUUUUAGCUAAGUCAAUAUCCCCACCACCCCUUAGGCAUCGUACCCUAAUGCAACAACGCUCAGGACCGGCUACUCUACAAUCGAAACCGACCAAAUUUCAAACACCACGCUAUCCGGAAGAACAAGCCCUACGUCAGGUCAAACCAGUAUUGGCUCGAUCCGCCGCAGCGUCUCAUAUGUCUAGUGAGAGUAACCGUUACGAUUCAACGAAUAGAGACAGUAGUUUAGUUGUACCAUUCACAGAUUCUGAAACAACAUUUACAUCGAAUGUUAAUUUACGCAGUGAAGCAGCUGACAGUGGAAACGAUGGCAGCGGAGAUGCUGGCGGAUCAAGUGAUGAAAAUCGAUCACUAUUACAACGUGAUAAUUCCAAUGAAUGUACAGAGGAACAAGGUGAUAAUAGUGGUUCGAAAGCGUAGCAAUUAAAGAAAGACAAAGCUAAAAAUGAAUAAAUGUAUUAAAUCAUUUGGUAUAGAAUGUAUUUCAGACACAAUCUCAUCCAUCAA
Molecule: messenger RNA, 6777 nt
Organism: Calliphora vicina (urban bluebottle blowfly)
Lineage: Eukaryota; Metazoa; Arthropoda; Insecta; Diptera; Calliphoridae
Gene: Shab
Product: Shaker cognate b
Exons: 13
Coding region: 1846-6690 (1614 amino acids)
Biological process (GO): potassium ion transmembrane transport; protein homooligomerization
Cellular component (GO): membrane; voltage-gated potassium channel complex
Molecular function (GO): protein binding; delayed rectifier potassium channel activity
Source: RefSeq, a predicted model, not a curated record